Messenger RNA from Trichoderma gamsii, 591 nucleotides. RefSeq lists its product as hypothetical. The record is from RefSeq and is a predicted model, not a curated record. Gene Ontology annotation, biological process: autophagy of mitochondrion. The transcript is spliced from 2 exons. Bases 1 to 591 code for a protein of 196 amino acids. Gene Ontology annotation, cellular component: mitochondrion. Lineage: Eukaryota; Fungi; Ascomycota; Sordariomycetes; Hypocreales; Hypocreaceae.
AUGGCAAAGGGGAUUUCGGUCCUCAAAUUUGUGGGCACAGUGUCCCUCGGCCUGCUGACGGGCGUCUCAUACACCGUCUCGGCUGUCACUCUUCCGACCCUCGUCAGCCUCCCAUCAUCAUCUUCCGCCGCCCACGCCUUGACCUCUCUCCAAUCCGCUCUCCGUCUCCCAGUCCUCGCUCUUUCAUCUCUCGCCGCCGCUCCGCUAUUCCUGUCGUUCGUCUUGUCUCCGCGCUAUGCUCGCCACCCGUACCUCUUCUAUACGUCCCUGCUCGCUGUGCUGUCUGCCGUAGCUCCUAACUACCUCCCCAAGCCAGCCACCUCAACUUCGAAGCUUUCCGGCACCCGCAAAGCCACUUCGUCUAGGGCCAGGAUGGAAGCGAGCUACGAGGUCUUGGGUGAUUCGCACAGCGAGGGAGACUUGCCUAGCGAGUCAGAGCUUGAAGAUAUCAAUGGCGAGGAGGUCAGGGCCAACAUUGACGGUGCCGCGAGAGCAUACCUUGCUAGGACUGGCCUAGCUGCCGCUGGUUUUGUGCUGUCUGUGAUUGGACUCUGGGGUGAUGGUGCUCCUAGGUCCAUUCGCUACUAUUAA